Messenger RNA from Nymphalis io (European peacock), 2397 nucleotides. RefSeq lists its product as uncharacterized. The coding region runs from base 345 to 1505 and encodes 386 amino acids. The transcript is spliced from 8 exons. The record is from RefSeq and is a predicted model, not a curated record. Lineage: Eukaryota; Metazoa; Arthropoda; Insecta; Lepidoptera; Nymphalidae.
CACACACACCCCUGUAAUAACACAUUUACCUCUUAAUAACAAAAAAAAACUCAAAUAUAACACAAAAUUCAAAGCUCACAUAGAGAUUGUAGGAAAUUAUUUAUAUACGAUAAAUUAACUUUUUACUUCACUCCACCGGUCUAAAUUGUGCUGUGAUGUGAGAUGUAACGUAUAGUCGUUACUUAAUGAUUAUUUGGUUAAAUUCACAUGAUUUUAUUAACAAAUGGAUUGAUAGAGACGGUUUAUUAGUUGAUGUGUUUUGUGUCAUGAAGUGAGGGCCCGCGUCUUGCGUAACACUGCUCGACGUUGCGCAUCCCUAGCCGUGGCGGCGCGGUGAUGUCGGCAUGGAGGUGGUCGCGCUGGUGGUGUGCGCGUUGGUGGUGAGCGCCGCGCCCAACGCGACCCACCGCCGCGACGCGCACGAGCCCGUCGCGCUAGAGGAGGACGAGGACCACACACUCGACUACUAUGAUGAGAACAAAAUCAAUAUAUCUGAGAAGGGCAUGUACCUUGGUUCACCGUGCGAGUUCAAAUGCAACCCGGAGCUGGUGCACGUGUACUGCGAGCCGAGGAGUAGCUCCUGCCAGUGUGACCCCAAGCACCCAGUCGCGCUCGGCGUCGCCAAGGGAUGCGCGAAACCUAAGAAAUUGGGCGAACAAUGCUUCUACCAGCAAACGUGUCGAGCAUUCGAUCUCCACGCGUCCUGUGUUCAAGUCAAUCACAACGCUUUCUGCCAAUGUGACUCUGGCUAUCACACGACUAGCCACUCUCGUCCCACACACCGCGUUUUCUGUACUGAAGACCUUGUGCUGCUGACAGCCGACAUGCCGACGCUGUUAGGAGUGGCUUCGGGUAUAUUUGUUCUGGCUGGGUUGCUGUGCAUGGUGCUGCACUUAUACACAAAGGCUAGAUACCACCCGGCACAUCUGGCCGACGCCAGGCUCACGCCGCCCUGUUUAUAUUCGCUAAAUGAUACUGGUGGCACAUUGAGCGCGACACGUGCUUCGUCACGCGCGUCGUCUCGCAGCGGCUGCACGAGCGGGACGUUGGAGCUGGACGCGUCCCGAAGGGAGUCCCGUAGAGCUGCGUCGCGCGCAGGUGCGGCGCGCACGGCGGCCAUCUUGUUAAUCUCGCGCCACCUGAAGGCCGUAAGGGACGGCGGCGCGCACCCGCCCAAGUGCGCCGCCAAAGGUUCGCGACGUCCAAGUUUAAGUUCAGUGCAGAGCAGCUCAUCGUCGAUCAGGAGUUACAGCGCCAAGAGAUGGGAAAGAGAAAGGGAACAGAAGGAGAGAAGGCAGAUGAGCAUGCGUCUUGCUCAGUUGCACGACAAAAUGGCGGCUGGCAGAGAUCUUCCAAAACAUGCGCCUACGCCAUCCCCGCGGUCACCAAAUAACUCCACCGAUGGGCUGCUACCAGCUGUGUGUGAAAUUAGAGAACUGGUUACGAACUCAGAUCAGCAAUUGCAAGGCGUUGAUGGUCCCUGUUCGAGUUCCUCGCUUUACUGACAGCAGCGGUCUACGACCAUUAGGUCGAUAGACUCCCUGUCGUCGGACGGCAACCCCGCCGUCGCCUGGAUGUAGUUACACCGUUAAACCGGACGAUUUGCGUAUAUGAGAACGAAGACUUGAAGUGUGGACGAGAUACGAAGCGCAAUAUCAGUGAAAUAAGAAGAAACAGCACUAUUGAUUUUAUUUUUCUUGAAACCCCAGGGAAAUGCCAUAUCGAAUAUAGAAUUUAUUGUAAAUGAUUUUUAUUUAUAUAAAAGUUCAACGCUAUUUUUAAAUCACAUCGCGAUAGAUAAUAAGAUUUCAAAAAGUCCGUAAUAGAAAAGAUUUACAUAGACAGGUUUAACAAAUAGUUAGUUGAAAUAAAUGAGCCACUUCUCGUAGUAAUUAAACGAUAAUUUAAUAUAAAAUGCAUGUGAUACAAACGAACCGUGUAAAUAAGAAUAUGAAAUUAUCGAUAUAAACGAUAUCUUAAUAUUAACAGCUGGUCAUAAACUAGGUUACGAUAUUAUCAAAAGAUUUCUAGAAACGAAGUGCUUAAAGCUUCUAGCGAGGAGCUUUGCCGAUAGCUAUAGGUCAAAUAUAUGUAUUGGUUUAAAUAAAAAAUGAAAUAAAAUCGACUACAUUUGUUAAAAAACGUUAUAGUUAGGUCGUACAUUUGUUUGUGUAUAUUUCAUGGUUAAAAUCUAGAGAAUCAUGAACAACUAACCAAACGAUAGAGAAAACAUAUUUAAACUUAUAAGUUGAUUCGAUUAUUACCAGAUUUAAGACACAAAAACAACGUAUAUGAAAUGUAUAUGUUUAUACAAAACGUCUGGGGUUUUUAAUUGAGUCGGCUUAUACUUAAUUUUUUUCUAGAUUUUAAUCAUGGUAUAAAUAAAUAUAAGUUAAA